AUUUCUCAAGUGAACGCAAUCUAUUCUCAAAAGUGACGGCUGGCUCCCUGGGAGGAGCCGAUACUUCUCUCAUAACACAUUCUUCAUUGUGUGCUUGCUCUUUGUUUUAAAACUCACCUCGUCCUCGACCCUCUCUCCCUCUUCUUCCACCACUCUCAUCUCUCACACUGCAUCCUAUCACCCACUACUCUCUGAAUACUAGCAGCUACAAACCAAGGCAUAGCGUUCUUAAGCUUACCACGAUGCCUAUGAGGUGGACUCCCGAGACGGACCAGCUUUUGCUGCUGAAGAUCCUCGAGACUCAUAAUCUCUCUGUCGACUCAAAGAAGGUCGCAGACGCAUGGCCCGGAACUGAAGCUGGCUCUAAGCCCACUCCCCGCGCCAUCACUGAACGUCUCGUUCGCAUGCGCGCUCAGGUUAGAGCAAGCGGAACUGGAAAUUUCAGCAUCGGCAGCAGCAAAGGCUCUGCAGCUUCCACUCCUCGCAAGCCGCGCGCUAAGUCUGCAGCAACCACUCCUGGCUCUGGGAAGCGCAAGCGCUCCGAUGCCAAUGCGAACGAGUCUGUCAAUGGUGACGGCGAUGAAGAGAUGCAAGCCGAUACUCCGUCAAAGAAGCAGCAGAAGCCAAAGCGUGGUCAUGUCAAGAAGGAGUCGACCAGCUCUGAAAUAACCAUCCCGGACCUCGACACCAUUGCCGCUACUCCCGCCAAGCGUACCCGCACUCCUGCUGUCCAUCCUUCGGAUAUGGUAGUCUACCAGAGUGAGGGUGAGAACAAAUCCAUCGACAGCUCCGCGUCCGAGUAUGUCCCCGAGGAAACAGUCGGACAGGAGAACACGUACCUCAAGGAUAUCGAUGACGAGAUGGAUGUGCAGGCUUGGGCCUAGAUUGGACCACCUGUCUACUCUCACCUCGUGUCUCAUCGCCAGUGCUCGUUUCAUUGAGAAAGUUUUAUGGUUUUCAGCUGUAUGGAGC
Messenger RNA from Paecilomyces variotii, 972 nucleotides. RefSeq lists its product as hypothetical. The transcript has 3 exons. The record is from RefSeq and is a predicted model, not a curated record. Bases 243 to 884 code for a protein of 213 amino acids. NCBI's taxonomy places the organism in Eukaryota, Fungi, Ascomycota, Eurotiomycetes, Eurotiales, Thermoascaceae.